AUGUGGGAAGAACUGUGGUCGAUCCACGGCCUUCUGGCUCUCUUCCGCUGGUUUCUCAUGCCGGGAACCCAUCUGCCAUCAAUACACAGCGCGGCUUCGCACGCCGCACACGCGGCCUCCAACUGGGUAUCGGGCUCUACCAUUGCUGCCACUGCUGUCACUGCUGACCUGGCCAACCUGACGAACUCGGCCACGGUGCUGGCGGCAGACGAUUUCGACGCCCUGCAGUAUGUCGAUCCUCUCAUCGGCUCCACGAAUGGGGGCAACGUCUUCGUCGGCGCGACGUUGCCGUACGGCAUGGCAAAGGCCUCCGCGGACACGAACAGCACCUCCAACCAGGGCGGCUUCACUUUGGACGGCAGCCCAGUCACCGGCUUCUCGACCAUGCACGACUCCGGCACGGGCGGGCAGCCAUCUCUGGGGAACUUCCCCUUAUUCGCGUAUACGACUUGUCCCAGCGGGGUCAUCAACUGGUGCACGUUCCCCAAGAAGUCGAGGGCGCAAUACGGCUACUUCGACAAGAACGACGUGAUUGCGAAGCCGGGACUGUUCAACAUCACGAUGAGAACCGGCAUCCGAGUGGAGAUGACGACAACGGAACGGGCAUCCCUCAUCCGGUUCAACUUCCCGCAGGCAGGGCAGCCUCUCAUCCUGCAGGACCUCUCCGAUCUGGGCGACACGCGGCAGGACAACGCCUCCAUCAGCGUGGACAGCAAGACGGGGCGGAUCAGGGGCCGCGCGCGCUUCCAGCCGAGCUUCGGCAGCGGCACGUACGUCCUGUACUUCUGUACGGACUUCCGCGGCGCCGACAUCCUCGACAGCGGCAUCUUCGCCGACAGCCGCGCCAGCACCGAGGUCAAGAACCUGACCAUCUCGCGGUCCAUCAACGGCUACCCGCUGCCGGGAGGGGCGUUUGUGCGCUUCAAGACGGCGACCAAGCCCAUCACGGCGCGCGUCGCCACCAGCUUCAUCAGCGAGCAGCGGGCUUGCGCCCACGCCGAGCGAGAGAUCCCGGACUACAACUUCGACCGCGUCUCGGUCGAGGCCCAGGCCGCCUGGAGGAAGAAGCUCAGCCCCAUCAAGAUCAACACAACCAGGGUCGACGAGUCCUUUGCGCGGAACUUCUACAGCGGUAUCUACAGGACCAUGGUCAACCCGCAGAACUACACGGGCGAGAACCCGCUGUGGGACAGCAGCGAGCCGUACUGGGACUCAUUCUACUGUCUCUGGGACUCCUUCCGCUCCCAGAUCCCCUUCCUGGUCAUCAUUGACCCGACGUCGGUCGCCGAGAUGGUCAGGUCUCUCAUUGACACGUACGUCCACCUCGGAUGGCUGCCGGAUUGCCGGAUGAGCUUAUGCAAAGGGCUCACCCAGGGAGGGUCCAACGCCGACAACGUGCUGGCAGACGCCUUCUUGAAGAACAUCACCGAGGGCAUCGACUGGGACCUGGGAUACGAGGCCGUGCUGAAGGAUGCGGAAGAGGAACCGUUCGACUGGAGCGUCAACGGCCGCGGCGGCAUGGACAGCUGGAAGAGGCUCGGGUACAUCCCGGUCCAGGACUUCGACGUCAAGGGCUUCGGCACCAUGACGCGGAGCGUCUCGCGCACACUCGAGUACAGCUACAACGACUUCUGCAUCGCGCAGAUGGCCGACCGGAUGGGGCGCGGGACGGACCGGGACAAGUACAUCGCGUCGAGCGGUAACUGGCGGAAUCUGUACAAGCAGGACCAGAAGUCGUCCUUCUUCAACGGGACAGACACCGGCUUCCGGGGCUUUUUCGAACCAAAGUUCCUGAACCAGACGUGGGCGUAUCAGAACCCGUUGAACUGCAGCAACCUGGACGGGAAGAGUGUCUGCUCUUUGCAGAACAACGGUCCCGAAACGUUUGAGAGCAGUCUCUGGGAGUACGGAUUCUUUGUUCCCCAUGAUCAAGCAACGCUCAUCGACACCUACGGUGGCCCGGACGCGUUCGUUCGCAGACUCAACUUCCUGCACGACCAAAACAUCACCUACAUCGGCAACGAGCCGUCGUUCCUCACGGUAUUCCAAUACCACUACGCAGGACGCCCGGGGCUCUCGGCGAAGAGAGCCCACUCCUACAUCCCGUCCUUCUUCUCGGCCGAGCCCGCGGGUCUGCCGGGGAACGACGACAGCGGCGCCAUGGGGUCGUUCCUCGCCUUUGCCAUGAUGGGCCUGUUCCCCAACCCCGGGCAGGACGUCUACCUGAUCAUCCCGCCCUUCUUCGAGAGCGUCGAGAUCACCCAUCCGCAGACGGGGAAGACGGCCAGGAUCCGCAGCACCAACUUCGACCCCAAGUACCGGAACAUCUACAUCCAGAACGCCACGCUGAACGGCCAGCCCUACAGGAAGAACUGGGUCGACCACAAGUUCUUCACCGAGGGCCAGCAACUCGUGCUCACUCUAGGUCGCAGGGAGAGCAACUGGGGCACGAGGGUCCGGGACCUCCCGCCGAGUCUGGGUGAGUAUCGCGGAUUCAACAGGACUUUCCCCUCGAACCGCACGAGGAUAGUAGAUACAACGUACAAGAGCGACUUUGGGGAGUUGGGACAUGAUUUGGACGUGUAA
Molecule: messenger RNA, 2586 nt
Organism: Colletotrichum destructivum
Lineage: Eukaryota; Fungi; Ascomycota; Sordariomycetes; Glomerellales; Glomerellaceae
Product: Putative glycosyl hydrolase family 92, alpha-1,2-mannosidase
Exons: 2
Coding region: 1-2586 (861 amino acids)
Biological process (GO): protein deglycosylation; glycoprotein catabolic process; protein quality control for misfolded or incompletely synthesized proteins
Cellular component (GO): nucleus; cytosol
Molecular function (GO): carbohydrate binding; peptide-N4-(N-acetyl-beta-glucosaminyl)asparagine amidase activity
Source: RefSeq, a predicted model, not a curated record